AAAGCACACAACCUUGGCUGGAGGCGGCGGCAGGGCGAAUCUCCUCAGCCUGAGAUAACCCCACGCUUCCCACCACCCCUUUCCCCACUCGCCGUCCUCCCUCGCUUCCCAUUUUCCUCCCACAGCGAAUCCAACCCCAUCCCCCCUCUCUCCCCUGUUACGCCACGAGCCAAACCCCUAGCCACCUCGCUCCAGAAUAGCUCCCCUCCCCUAGAUCUCCCAUUCUCUCCCGGCUCCCGCGCUGCCGAUCCGGCGAUGGCGACCAAGUCGAAGCUCGGUGAGCUAAUGUGGGAGCACCGGCUCCAGGCCGCGGCCGCGGUGGCGUUCGUGGCCGCGGCGGCCGUCUCGAUCUCCGCGGUCGGGCCCAGGCUCGGCGCCGUGGUGUCAUUCUUCUGGCCGCUCCUCGUCUCCACGGGGUUCCUGCUCGUGGCCAUCACCGUGCUGCUCCGGAUCUCGCCCCCUCCCGCGGGCGCCGACGAGUCCGGCAAGGAGCUCAUCGACUUCGUCGCCGGGUGCCGCCCGGAGCACCUCGUCCCGGAGGCGGCGGCCGCGGCCUCCGUGGAGGCGCCGCCGGAGCCGGAGAUCUAACGGCCGGCCGGCCGGAGGAGGAGGAGCCGACGAGGAGGCUGUGACACCAUUCGAGCUUCGCGGCGCGCGGCGUGCUCCGUCGCCGGGGUGACUCCACGGUAGCACGGUGGGGGCAACCUGUACGGGCCCACCUGUAAGUGCCGCGUGGGCUGCCCCGGCCGGCUCGCGUGCGGCGCGCGGCCGUGGCUCGGUAGCGUAGGACUUCUCCAUGUCUGAUAUCUCUCCCUCUGGUCCGGUGUAACAUACCGUGGAAUUCAAUAAUGAAUCAUGGCAUAAAAUAAAAACCGCCCUCGCCGGAGUGAUUUGUGUGUGC
Setaria italica (foxtail millet) is the source of this 901-nucleotide messenger RNA. RefSeq lists its product as uncharacterized. The record is from RefSeq and is a predicted model, not a curated record. Bases 256 to 588 code for a protein of 110 amino acids. The transcript has a single exon. NCBI's taxonomy places the organism in Eukaryota, Viridiplantae, Streptophyta, Magnoliopsida, Poales, Poaceae.